Mesitornis unicolor (brown roatelo) is the source of this 925-nucleotide messenger RNA. RefSeq names its product coiled-coil domain-containing protein 42A-like. Lineage: Eukaryota; Metazoa; Chordata; Aves; Mesitornithiformes; Mesitornithidae. The transcript is spliced from 6 exons. The record is from RefSeq and is a predicted model, not a curated record. Gene Ontology annotation, biological process: spermatid development. The annotation marks the transcript as partial.
GAGUCUCAGAAUGACAGAGAAGGACUCCUUGUCUCCAUUUAUUCACCUCCAGGAGAAGAAGAAAGAAAAUGAAGUGUUGCAAAAGGCUCUGGAGGAGAAGAAAGAGGCCUUCAGAGAGAAGAUGGAAGUCAUAAACAGCCGGUGGAGGGAUCUCCACACCAGGGAUGCUCAGCUGAAAGCCUACAUGGAGGAAUCUGGGAACAGUUUAAAGGAAAAUGAGAUUAUGCAACUCCAAGCUCUGAAGAAAGCCAGUGAAGACAGAGAGAUUAGGAUGCAAAAGGAGACUGAGCUUUUGAGAGCUAAGAGGGAACUGGAAGCCCUGAGAAAUGAGUACCAGAAACUCUGCAGCAGAGUGCAGAAGUACUCCAUCUUCAAUAAAUAUAUGGAGGAUGCGGUGAGGAUCUCACAGGACCCCUUUUGCUGCAUCCAGGCAGUCCUCCAGCGCUAUGAGAUGCUGGCGAUCAUGCAUGAGGAGCUGCUGCAGACACAACAGCAGCACCAGGAGAGCUCUGAACAAGCCAAGGUGUACCUGGACCAGUACAAGGCAGAGAAAGAAGCUGAGAUCCUGCAGUACAAAAAUGAGCUGGUGCAGCUCCAACAACGUUUUGAGCAGGCUCAAAGUGACGUCCUUCUCUGGGAGACUCGCUGGGCUGACAUUCAGAACAUGAGUGCCAAGAAAAUUCUGGAGCUGGGAACCAUCAGGAUGGCCAUCUUCAACCUCUUCCAGUCUGUGUGUGCACAGCUGAAAGCAAAACCAGAGGUGCUGGUGGAUGAUAGCGACAGACAGCUGGACAUGAUUCAGACGUUUAUCCAACACUAUGGAGACAUCUGUAUGAAGGUGGAAGAGGACAUGCAUAACCACCAGCCAGCAGCUAUGCCUGCGGUGCUACAGGAGAUUUGUCAAUGUGACCUGCUCCACCAGUAA